Messenger RNA from Leptinotarsa decemlineata (Colorado potato beetle), 627 nucleotides. RefSeq lists its product as uncharacterized. The record is from RefSeq and is a predicted model, not a curated record. NCBI's taxonomy places the organism in Eukaryota, Metazoa, Arthropoda, Insecta, Coleoptera, Chrysomelidae.
AUGAAUUUUCAAGACCUUAUACUCGAUAUUGCAGACAGUUACAUUUAUAUCGAGGGGAAGUUCACACCAUCUGAUGCCACGAAGCAGUGCAACCUAUCCAAUAACGCCCUCGCCUUCCUCUUCGACGAAAUUCGCUAUGAAAUGGGUGGAGAACAAGUGGCCGUUGUUCGAAAACCCGGCAUAACUACCGCAAUGAAAACGAUGAUAUCAUUUGGAAAAACGCAUGCAAAUUCGCUACUACCGAUAGGAUGGGGACUCGAUGUGAAUAAACAAGAUAUAUUGGAUUCCGUCAGCAAUGUAUUCAGCGGUAAAUUACCCUUGAAGUAUCUCAUGGGUUUUGCUGAAGAUUACAACAGAGGAGUAUUGAAUGUUAAGCAAGAGCUCAUUUCGAUUAUUGCACGCUCAUUCAAAAAUUCCUUUAUUGGAGAAGUAGAUGCUCAUUUGGAAAUCAACAAAAUAGAAUGGAGAAUCGGACACAUCGUGCCGGAAGAUCGUCAGAAACUGAAGCUAUUGAACCGCGUCAAUAAAAAUGCGAAUAAUUCAAAAGUAAAGGUGGCUUAUCGUAUAUGGGAACUCUAUGAAUUACCCACACUUCGUGAGACACAUCCUCAGAUAUUUGGGCCGUGA